Anopheles funestus (African malaria mosquito) is the source of this 1955-nucleotide messenger RNA. RefSeq lists its product as uncharacterized. Bases 1023 to 1691 code for a protein of 222 amino acids. The transcript has 2 exons. Lineage: Eukaryota; Metazoa; Arthropoda; Insecta; Diptera; Culicidae. The record is from RefSeq and is a predicted model, not a curated record.
GAUCCAAAUCUAAACCAUAUUGGAACGAGUUCUCAAGAUGGAUCUGCCGCUUUUGAUGGCGGUUUAGUGGUUAAGGGUAGGGGUGGUACGGUGUGUUAAAAGUGUUGUUUGUGUCGCUAAAUAUGGAUCAGCUGAGAGUUCCCAAACAUAGCUCCGGUGUAGCGAAGUGCAUCGAAGGGACACAUUAGUAGUCAAAGGAAUUGAUUGUUUUAUGAUACUGAUCAUGUUGUAAGGCGUAGAGUUCUUAAUCGAAUUCAUCUAAAAACAUACCGGAUUUGAUUUACCACAUUGGUUGUAACCUGUCUGGCCGGUGUGUAGAUUUGAAUUCUCCAUCGUUGGAUUUUUUUUUGUUAUUUAGGAAGAGACAGGUAGUAUCAAGAUUUAUUUUCUCAAAACGUAGCCGGAUAGUCUGUCCUUACUACGGAGACCCGGUCCUAAUGGGUGGAAGCAGUGCCGCUAUAAUUACAACGAAGCAACCUCACACAAUACUUUGAAGACCUGUCCAUUGAAAUAGUUUUGAUCACGAACAAUCAGAGAAUAGGAACAUUUUACUAAGAACGAUUUUACGCAAUCAGUUACGCAAGAUAUGCGUUCCAUUCUCUGCUCGAGAGUUCCGGUAACCGUUUUCUACAUUACAUAAAGUGCUAAACAUGAGGAUGCACAUGUUCGGACGUGAUCUUACAAAGUGUUAGAAAGAAGAAUUCCUAACACGAUCCUCGAUUAGAAAACAUCAAUCCGAAAGUGUCAACAGGGCUGAAAUGAAAGUGAAUGUGCACCACUUUCGCACAGAUGCACUCGGUGCUAAUCAUGCCCUAACGUUUUGUUGUUACCGUACAGACCCCCCGGUUGGGAAAAGGAUGCCUUGAGGAAGCAGUUGUUACUUUCAUUCAACUUGCGACAUUUAGCACAUAGAGCGAUGACGAAUAGUUUACUUCUGAACACGAAGAAGAUUGUGGCAGAUGAUCGAUCGGAAGUGAAGCAACAGACAUCGGUAUCAUUUCCAAACCAUCUACGGUACGGAAAUGGAGCUGUUUGUUUCAGCUGUUGUCUGUCUGCUUAUACUAUUGGUGACUUUGGUGGCUGGAGAGUCAACUACUGUGCGUUCUAAUCUAUCCAGUAAUGCCCUCAUGGAGGCCCGGUACGAUCAUUACGAAGACAUUUUUCGAUACUGGUGGCCAUGGUUCAGCGAUCUAGCAACGGUUGUCGCCAUAAAGCUAAAGAUAUGGAUUGUUUUAGUCGCGAUGCACGUCUUCGGUGAUGGUUACUAUUGGUCCAAAUGGACCGGUUCGAGUGUUUUCGACAAAGGACAAUUUGUGCAACAAUCUCCUGGGUUUGGUUGGGGUCGUCGUCGGAAGCGUAGAUCCGUACGGAUGGGUGAAGAAGGAAAGGACGCGAAUAUGGCAGAACUGAUAUUUGACAAACUGGACAUCAAUGAUGAUACAUGUCGAAGGCGUGUCGUGUGCGAACUUUAUCUCGAAGGCAAACGUGUACCAGAAGUUUGGAGAGUUUUGAACGAAUCGGGCUAUGAAGUGUUUCGUGCGUAUCGUCCAAAAAGUACUGUGUUAAGUUCAUCAGAAUGUAGCAAACUAUACAAAUGUGAACUGCACAAGGCACAAGAUGGUUUAGUACAGCUGAAACAAAGAAACUCCCCAAGUGCAAACAACGAAGAUGACUGGAGAUGGCCACGUUAGGAACUUGAACACAAGUUGUGCAUAGUUUUUAAGAUAUUUAUUUGAUCGACUUAAGUGUAUGGAGUAGUAUUGAAGUAGUGUUUUGUUAGGCUAGGGCUCAGGAUAGCAGCGAACAGGACCACUUUGAAAAACACCCAUAUUUGUGUGAUGUAUACAAACACGAACAAGUAUCGAAGAGCGGUGACUACAUCUGUAAAUAAAAAGAUACAUUAAUGCUCUUCUGGAAGAUUUAUUUAUUCUUUAUAUACCAUACCAAAUGGCUUA